AUGGCUUUACCCAUCAGAGGAGCAAAGGACAGUUCGUAUAUAUUCGCGCUGACUGUUGAGCAGAAGGAGUACUUCGGUUACUGUUACUUUUUCAUUUCCUCGAAUGCACGCUCCUCCAAGAGGCACUGGCGGCAGCGCUCGGUGUGCGUUUUGAGUAGUUACCUGCAGCCGGCGUUUUUCGUGCCGCUAUGCAAAGCGACUGGUCUAUUACUACAGCGGGAAGGUCAGGACUUCAAUUCGUUGAUGCCAGAGCUUUCGCAGGCGAUCAAUUUAGUUGAAACUGUCGGGUUGACGGAGGGUCUCCAAGUCUUCCAGCUGAAGACACCCCUCGCCAGUGCCUGUCUCGUGAUACACGCCGAACACAUCGGCUGUCAAUCCCCGAGUACUGAAGUCCCCGUCGAAGAGUAUUCCGCCGGCAAUACGUCUUGCAGAAGAACGCCUAGAGGAACUCGUAGAGGAACUCCUAGAGGAACGUGUGAAGACCUGAGCGGUCAGAAGCUUACUGGUCAGGACACCAGCAGUGAAGCUUUAGUUGGAGGCCUCGUUGACAAUUCCAGUCAGGAACUAGCUAACGCAAAGACUACCGCCACGGCUGACCCCGACUCUGCCCGCGAAAAGCAGUCCAAGGCGCCCGACGAAAGCCGUUUAGGCGAUAAGAAGUCCCAGCCCCGGAGGCGGCGGGUCUCUCUUGAGUCCGGGUCGUCGAGUCGCUUGGCACGGCCGGCGGAGGACGGCGAGGUCACGGAUUUCUUCAGCGCCGAAGAAGACCAAACCGACGAGGAGGAUCCGGCGGCUGGCCAGGAGGAGACGGAAGCGGAGGGAGAUAGGGCUGGAGGCAACCACAAGGCAACCAACGAUAAUACCAACCUCAAGCUGGCGGAGUUGUUGGAGGUCUUGGGGAAAGAGGAAAGGAGUUUGCGCGUUACGAAAAUGGACAGUUGGGACGAGGCUUUUCUGAGGGACGAGAAACACGUGGUAACGGAGGGUAGGUUUGCUCUUUAUUUGCCGUCAGUGUUGGUGGUGGAAAGUCUUGGUCCAAAGCUGUUGCCAGCAGUAUUCUGUAUCUGGGAGCAAGUCGUACGUAAUCAUACGAUUUGCGUCAUCGGACCGGACCCUGACCGUGUGAGUCAGUUGGUGUUGAGUCUGGUGGCGAUGGUGGCGCCUUUGAUCCGGAACAUUAAGGAGUCGUGUCUGCCGCUGGUUGACGCACCGUUUAUGGCUUCUGAGAUCAAGACCAAAAUUCUAUCUCGACGACAGACCGUUUCGGGUCCGUUGGUGACUCAACACAUGAACAUGACGAGUCGACGUGUGCCCCAAGGAAGUCAGCAGGCGGCGAGUGGACGUUUCAUGUCAGGUCCACUGGCUGCCGGUCGUCAUCACCUGGCGCGACUCGGGAGUCCUCGCACCCCGGCUUCCAGUGUGGAGAGGUCGCCGGAGGAGGCGUACAUCGUGGGUACGACGAACCUGAGCAUUCUGGAGCAUUUGGAGCACGUGGUGGACUGCGUGGUGAUCGUGGACUGCCACUGGGACCGAACGAGUUUGCCAGCCACAAUCCUGAGCUGCGGAAAUACGCGCCCUCUGUCUACCCAUAAAUUCGCUAAGGCACCCACCACCUGGCUGAAGACGGCUGUCGGCCAGACAGCCGGCGUCGUGAACAGCAGCUAUCUCUAUUGCGCCAGCGACCCCAGUCUCAGCAGCGACCAGCCCGUCACUGGCGUUUGGUUGCGGGAAUCUAGCGCGAUUUCUGUCGACAAUCACAAGGCACUGCUGCACGACUGUUGCGGCGGCUCUGUGGCCAAACUGACGGCGGCACUAACGCCAGACCUAGUUAUGACCUACGAACAAAAACUGCGGGACUUCAUGUACGACCUAACCAAGCAGUUUUUGACGCCCUUCCUCCCUCUGGUCAAAUGCGAUCUCAGGUCACUGCGUCUGAACCCCUUAAUGAAAUUACAAAGACGGCCAAUCCUUGAUAAACACACGUACGGCAAACAAUUGGCUGAAAUCAAUGCACGUUCUCCGACCAAUAACGAACGCCUCCGAAUAACCGCCGGGCCUUCCGCCAGCACAGUGGAGGGUUGCUUGCCGGAGGGUCGCUUGCCGCAACUCAGUGCUCCCUCACCAAUCUUCAACAAGAGCAAACAAAAUCGCAUUCACAGCUUCUACUGUGAAUUCUUUCAUAGCAAGGUUUUCGACCUUUGGUUCAACUACGAGAGCUUGCGCUCCUUCAAAGUCAUGCGGAGAAGGCAAGUUGACAUCCUUCAACAGGAAAAACUUGACCUCAAAGAAUUCGCCGCUAUCGAGCUGGAAAAUGGUGCUCAAUAUAUCAAGGACUCUCUUCCAGAGUGUAGCGAUCUUUGCGAAAAAAUCUAUGCAGAGCUCCAACGACGCGAGAGGUAA
Molecule: messenger RNA, 2400 nt
Organism: Gregarina niphandrodes
Lineage: Eukaryota; Apicomplexa; Conoidasida; Eugregarinorida; Gregarinidae
Exons: 2
Coding region: 1-2400 (799 amino acids)
Cellular component (GO): recycling endosome
Molecular function (GO): guanyl-nucleotide exchange factor activity
Source: RefSeq, a predicted model, not a curated record